Penicilliopsis zonata CBS 506.65 is the source of this 2263-nucleotide messenger RNA. RefSeq lists its product as hypothetical. Gene Ontology annotation, cellular component: SAGA complex. Gene Ontology annotation, molecular function: transcription coactivator activity. Gene Ontology annotation, biological process: regulation of transcription by RNA polymerase II. The record is from RefSeq and is a predicted model, not a curated record. The transcript is spliced from 4 exons. NCBI's taxonomy places the organism in Eukaryota, Fungi, Ascomycota, Eurotiomycetes, Eurotiales, Aspergillaceae. Bases 284 to 2263 code for a protein of 659 amino acids.
ACUGCGGUCGCUCUGCAUCUGAAUCACGCUCUGCUGACCAUCCAAGAGGCGCUGUCUUUGCGAUAAAGUGUUCUCUAGAGUUUGACUGGACGCUGUUUCUGGAGGAGGCCUCAGAAAUAUGGUGUCUACUGGUUGAAGGGUUGAUUCAGCAAGCCUUGCUGAUUAUCUUUUAUGACAACGAUAUGUGCUAUUGAGCAUGAGAGCUCUAAAUUAGUUAUAUCUCUCCUUUUACCUUACAAAUCGAUAUAUAUAGGCAUCAAAUUGCCUUCUACAGUAAGCCAAGAUGCCAUCUGCGAACAAGGGAAAGGGGAAGGGUCGGGAGUCACGCCAGUCGCACAGUCGGAAUACUACACCAAGCUCCGGUCUAAGCGCUGGCCUGCCCUCAAGCGCUCCUGUUCCAAGCUAUCUCGAUAAUGACGUCUCCAAACUGCUCGUCCCGACGAGUAUACAAUACAAUGAUCUGCUGGAGGGGGUGGGUGGGGCUGGCUCGAUACCCGACUCGAAAUCGCUGGAGUCGUUGAUGGAACAUUUGAAUUCUCUCAGCAAGUGGGCAGAAGCGCGGGAAGAUGCGUGCAAUGCGUCUAUGCGCGAGCUGUCGCAAAGACGCAAGGAUGUGCUCGAAGAAGAACAAUUCGAAAGCGUGAGCGUGAAGAUGAAACGAGAGGUUGACGACGAGGAUGAGCCGAGCCGCGCGACUAAGGGUACGAAACUGAAGAAACGUAAGGACCGCGGAAGUCUCAAGGAGGACCGGCCACUGGCCCACGGAGCUCAUGAGGUCUCCCGCCAGGACGGAGCGGAGACCAAGGUCGAAGGUGCUGCGUCCCCUGCCUCAAAAAAGCUGAAGAAUAUUGCGUCCGAAAGCGCGUCAUCUCUCUCCCCCCCGUCAUUAGCCUCUCCACAACGAACUGGCCCAGGUGACGGCCCUGCCACAGCUGCAUCACCCAUGUCAGACGACAGUUCCGACUCCCACCAGCCUGAGCCAGCACCCAGUGUGCCCCAGGUUCAGGUUUUUGGGCCUAAUCCCCUCAAAUUUGACGACCCCACCAUCUAUCACAUUCGCGAUAUCACGCCUGACAUGAGUGAUGAUCAUAAACGUCAGAUCUACUCCGUUGCUCGCUUCCCACGAAGCGACUUGAAACAUAUGAUGGCCGGUGUUCUGCCUGACAAGGACUUUAGCAACGCUAAACCCACCAACCAGGUCAACGCUAACACGUUCCUAACCUACAUCGACCCUUUUGUUCGUCCAUUGAUGGAAGAGGAUAUUGCAUUUCUCAAAGAGAAGGGCGACCGCGCCACUCCUUUCAUCAUGCCACGACGAGGCAAAAAACACUACUUGGAGACCUGGGCCGAAGAAGAUGGGGCCUUGAGCAUCGACCUGGCCAAUUCAGAUCGUGAACGUCUUCCCUUGAACCAAGGCCGUGGAAACAUCGACCAGGUCACCGACGACACUGUAGAGACUGACAAAGUUUCCGUUGGUCCGUUGAUCAGCCGUCUGUACUCCUUGCUCCGCUAUGAACACCGUAAUUCUCCCGAGGAACCCUCUACCAACGGUGACGGCACGACCAACGGCUUCAUAAACGGCGGCGAUUCAAUGGAUAUUGACCACCCUCCCCCGACCGAGUCAGAAAACAAACCCCUUCCAUCCGCGACCUUGUUUUCGGACGCUUCUUUAAGCGAUUUCAAGGUGCCUGCUGUCAAGCUCGACCACGCCCAGCUGGACGAGCGUCUCAAGGCAGAACUGCGCCAUGUUGGAUUCCUGGGACCCGACGAGAACCCCGACUACGACGCACACUACGACGACGACAUUGCGCAGCGCCUGCGCCUCCUGCAGAGCGAAUUGAAGAAACAGAUGAUCACCAACAGCGCACGCAAGGUCCGCCUCCUAGACAUUGCGCGCGAGCGCAUGGCCCACCAGGAAUUCACAACCAUCCACGACGACCUCGACUCUCAGGUUCAGCAGGCCUACCUGAAGCGCACGCGUACCCUAGGAAAGAGCAAGAAGGGCUCCCAGGCCAAGCACCGACCCGGGGGCGCCGGGGGCGGCAGCCACGUCGUCAGCGCCGCGGGGCUUAGCCGCCCGGCGAUCGGCGACGUCGCACGAACUCUGAUGGACCGUCGCAAGCGCUGGCGCGACUGCAUCGGACCCAUAUUCAAGGACUCCAAGACCAGCGUCCCCAGCACCGGGGAAACCGUCUUCGACCCCGUCGUCAUGGCGGAAUAUGAAAAGGUCGAGCUGGAGGGCUGGGACGAGGAGCAAGAAUGA